AUGAAGUCCCUGCAAUUCCUCUUCAUCACAAUUAUCCUGUUUAAAGGAUGUGGAGCCUUGCAGUCAGCGUACCGUUCCGGCUCGAAAUGUUCUUCUGCACCGCUGAAGACCAUGGUUGCCGAGAGUAUCUUUGAUACGACAUCGACCUCGGAGCAACAAACCAAAACGCAGAUUCUUCAACUGGGGGCGGCCUUGGAUCGAGGACAAGCAUAUAACCCUACAUCGGGUGAAUAUUACAAGGAAACCAUGGAUGUGGCACGAGCCAAAAUUGAAGAAUUGUUGGAGCAAUCGCCUGACAAAAUUCCCACCAAAUUGGAAGAUCUCGAGGGAGAAUGGGAAUUGGUCUUGAGUACCGUCCCGCAUGGCAUUUUCCGGUCGUCUCCCUUUUUCUUGGCCAUUCAAGAAUCCUACGAAUACGCGGAAGAAAAAGAAAUGAAUGGGGAACCCAAGGCCAACCUCUUUUUUCGAUUGCACGAACUCCAAACCUGCUCCUGGGGAACCUCCAAAAUUGGCCGCGUCGCCCAACGAAUUGAUCCAACCAAGAAAUACUUGUACAGUGAAUUCGAUACUUCCAUUUUCAGUUUGACUGUAAUUCCUAUUUUGGGUUGGUUCAAGUUGUUGCCAACCUUUGGCGGCUGCGUUGUGACUGCCAGCAAGUGCGAAUUGGAAGAAGAUGGAAAGCUUUCCAUGGAGGUGGACUUCACCACCUCUCGUAAAGUUCCUGGUCUGAAAGGGCUGCCAUUGAUCGGUGAUUAUGUUUGGAAAAUCAAUGUCCCAGUUGGCGCCAUUUGGAAGUUGUUGCCUUGGAAUAAGGGCCGUGCCGCAACUUGCAAGGUCUUUGUCAAGUACUUGGAUAAGGACUUUCGAAUCGUCCAAGAUAUUGACGGGGAAUACUUUGUCUACACUCGACCAGUAGUUCCUCGGCCUUUGGAGAUAUAA
This is a messenger RNA of Cylindrotheca closterium, 939 nucleotides long. The record is from the annotation of a GenBank genome assembly. Lineage: Eukaryota; Bacillariophyta; Bacillariophyceae; Bacillariales; Bacillariaceae.